AGCGACUACGACACCAAAAAAAACCCCAAGUUCGAAAGUAGAGAUAAAAGCAGACACGGCUCUCUACUGCACAACACCGCACCUCGUUUUCAGUUAUUGCCACUUCGAGACCACCACCUUGCACCUGAGAGAUACAUUUGGCGCGCAUUUGUCGUCGAACUCUCCUGGCAGUUAACAGCCAAAACCAACACCCCGCUCCACAUUGUUGCAACAACUGGAGGGGCCCUGACCACCUCGGCCAACCAUCGUGAGCAUUUCGGCCCAGGGGAUUUGCCAAGCCCAAUCACACAACGUCACAAUGCACCACACUCGUCGAAAGUCUGGCCACGGUGCACCAAAUAACUCUUCAACUGAUGUGCGCAAGGCUGCGACUGUCUCAGAUCUUCCACGGCCACGAAGGCCGCAGACCUUGAUGAGAAAACCAACUCCUCAGACGGUCCAGAAAUUAGGCAAGAACCCGAGGGAUCGCGAGAGGGAAUGGGAGGAAGAGCGGUGGUGGGAAGACGAGCGCGAAAGCUUCCCUCAGUUCUGCAUGACUUGCGAGAAGCAAUUCAUCCCACAGAAUGAGACGUUGUAUUGUUCUGAGUCCUGUCGCAAGCAUGACCAACAUUCCAGCGCAACUACAUCAUCUUACCCACCAUUAAUGGGCUAUGAUGUUCUUGGAUCAGGUCUGCCAUUCUAUUCGGCGGGCAACCCAGAGCCACGUGACAUCAUCCCUCGAGCAUCGCCAUCACGGCCCAGCUCGACGUAUUUUUCACCACCCACCACUCCGACGAGCACUCAGUAUACUAGCGCUGUGUCGGCCUUGCGAUCAUUAACUGUUCGCCCGCCGAGCCCACCUUCACCUACUAUCGGUUCAAGCAUUUGGCCAUUCACGCGCAGUGCAGCGGCAAGCCCUAGCACAUCUUACACGAAAGCAACCAACUUUUUCUCGUCAACUUUUGACAAUGGCUACGGAGCAUCAGGAAAUGCGUACGGCUACACUACCGCCCCCGCCGUAACCUCGGACCGACCUUUACCUUCAAGAAAGUUUACUUACGGGCGACCUAAAAGCAUCGAGUUGGUUACUCCCAUGAUUGGCCGCUGAACGGAUUAGAGUCGGAACGUUCGCAGCCGGCACUUUCGCAGCCGGACUGCUGAUAUGAAAUUUGGAGUGCGAAACUGGCUGUCUCGCAAGGUGGCUAUCAUUAUGAACAAGCUCAGUUUGAGAGAAAGGCU
Messenger RNA from Pseudomassariella vexata, 1218 nucleotides. RefSeq lists its product as uncharacterized. The record is from RefSeq and is a predicted model, not a curated record. The transcript has 3 exons. The coding region runs from base 299 to 1087 and encodes 262 amino acids. NCBI's taxonomy places the organism in Eukaryota, Fungi, Ascomycota, Sordariomycetes, Amphisphaeriales, Pseudomassariaceae.